Corylus avellana is the source of this 2082-nucleotide messenger RNA. The record is from RefSeq and is a predicted model, not a curated record. Lineage: Eukaryota; Viridiplantae; Streptophyta; Magnoliopsida; Fagales; Betulaceae.
AAAAAAAGAAACAACCAAGUUAUUUCCCAUGCAGGACUCUUUUAGUGGGUCCACCCAAGGCAACCUAUAUAUAUAUAUAUAGCGGAUCACAUAACCGCAUACCUGAUAGCACGUUUUGUCCAGAAUCGUUAACACCCAAACACGUUUUGAAGAGCUCUGAAAAAAGAAAAUUUGUUUUAGGGUUUUAGAGGAGAGAGAGUGAGAGAGAGAGAGAGAGAGAGAGGAGGAAAAAGAGUUUUGUUAAUAUUUUAGAGGGGGAGAGUGAUGGGAAAUUGCUUCUCGGAUUUGGAGGGAGGAAAGCAGGCAGUGGGUGCGGCCCAGCUGAGGCACACAGCGUCCGGAACCUCGAACAGCAACAAGGGCGGCCACAACGACGCCGUCGACUUCUUCUACAGGUCUCGGGGACUGCAUCCUCUUUUCACUCAAAUAGAGUUGUCUCUAUCAGCAUCUAACUUGGUUGAUCGUGACUUCACUUCAAAGAGUGAUCCCAUGGCUGUGGUGUAUGCAAAGAAAAUAGACGGAAAACUGGAGGAGUUAGGUCGCACUGAAGUUAUAUUGAAUAGUUUGCAUCCUGCAUGGAUAGAAAAAGUUACAAUUGCAUUCCAAUUCGAGAUUGUACAGCCAUUGGUAUUUCAUGUGUAUGAUGUUGAUACAAAAUACCAUAAUAUCCCUGUGAAGACACUGAAAUUGAAGGAUCAAGACUUUCUUGGAGAGGCAACUUGUGUUCUAUCAGAGAUAGUGACCAAACAAAGUCGGAGUUUAACCCUAAAUCUUCAUAACAAAAAUGGGAAAACGGGUUUGAUGAACUUUGGGGCACUCACUAUCCAUGCAGAGGAAACAGUUGCUUCGAGGAGUGCUGUUGAGAUGACAUUCCGUUGUUCUCACUUGGAUAACAAGGACGUAUUUUCUAAAAGUGAUCCUUUUUUAAAAGUAUAUAGAAUUGUUGAGAGCGGAGAUUAUGUUCCAAUAUGCAAGACUGAAGUGGUGAACAACAACUUAAAUCCAACUUGGAAACCCCUAUGCAUGAGUUUGCAUCAGUUUGGAAGUAAGGAUAACCCAUUAAUUAUCGAGUGCUUUGAUUUCAACAGCAGUGGCAAUCAUGUGCUUAUUGGUAAGAUCCAGAAGUCAGUGGCAGACCUAGAAAAACUUCACAAAGAAAGAAGUGGUGCAAAUCUUACCAUAGCAUCUUCUCAUGAUGGUCACGAGAAGGUGUUGAAGGGACAGCUGUUUGUGGAUCAAUUUUGUCAGAAGGAACAGUACAGUUUUCUUGAUUACAUUUCUAGUGGAUUUGAGCUUAACUUUAUGGUUGCUGUUGACUUUACAAGCUCAAAUGGAAAUCCUCGGAAUCCAGAAUCUUUACACUAUAUUGAUCCUUCUGGCCGGUUGAAUUCUUAUCAGCGGGCUAUAAUGGAGGUUGGGGAGGUCAUUCAGUUUUAUGAUUCUGAUAAACGUUUUCCCGCGUGGGGCUUUGGAGGAAGAACUUUUGAUGGUACCAUCUCACAUUGUUUUAACUUGAAUGGAAGUGCAAGCAGCUAUGAGGUCGAAGGAGUUGAAGGCAUCAUGGCUGCUUAUUCAAGUGCUCUACAUAAUGUUGCUCUGGCAGGGCCCACUUUAUUUGGACAAGUGAUUAAUACAGCUGCGCAAAUUACCAGCGAGUCCCUCUCAUACACCAGCAACAAGUAUUUUGUCUUGCUCAUUAUUACGGAUGGAGUCCUUACAGACCUUCAAGAAACAAAAGAUGCUUUGGUGAGGGCAUCUGAUCUUCCACUGUCGAUUCUUAUAGUGGGAGUGGGAGGAGCAGAUUUUAGACAAAUGGAGGUCCUUGAUGCAGAUAGUGGACAGCGAUUAGAGAGCUCUACAGGUCGUGUUGCUACGCAUGACAUCGUACAGUUUGUUCCAAUGCGAGAAGUGCAUAGUGGGCAGAUUUCUGUGGUGCAGGCUCUUUUGGAAGAGCUACCUGGACAGUUUUUGACCUACAUGCGGAGUAGAGACAUAAAGCCACGCUCUUCCCAUGUAGCCCAAACCUCUGCUUAACUACAUUUGCCAAACCACAUAUACGUUGAUUGUCAGCAGUAAUUAGGG